CAAAACCGGGCGCGGCCCACUCUCGGGAGGCUUUAUCUUUGCCCACUCCUGCACUUCCCCACCGCAGCUCAUAUCUCGUCCACUCCAAACCCUAGCCUCCUCCUCCUCUCGCCGCCGCCGCCGCCGCCGCCGCCGCUGCCGCCGCAGCCGCCAUGUCAGGGAGGAAGAAGACCCGCGAGCCCAAGGAGGAGAACGUGACGCUCGGCCCCGCCGUCCGCGAGGGGGAGCACGUCUUCGGCGUCGCGCACAUCUUCGCCUCCUUCAACGACACCUUCAUCCAUGUCACGGAUCUGUCCGGGAGGGAGACGCUCGUCCGCAUCACCGGUGGCAUGAAGGUCAAAGCUGAUCGUGAUGAAUCAUCCCCUUAUGCAGCUAUGCUUGCAUCUCAGGAUGUUGCUGUAAGAUGCAAGGAGCUUGGAAUUACUGCUCUGCACAUUAAGCUCCGUGCUACUGGUGGAAACAAGACAAAAACUCCAGGUCCUGGUGCUCAAGCUGCGCUUAGAGCUCUUGCACGUUCUGGCAUGAAGAUUGGACGCAUUGAGGAUGUUACCCCGGUCCCAACUGACAGCACCCGCCGGAAGGGUGGUAGAAGAGGAAGGAGGCUGUAAUUCCAUGCUCGUUCAAGGAUGGAACAAUACCAAGCUAUCGAUAUCCUGUGUCUUGCAACUUGUUCUGUACUACUCCGUUUAUGAUGUUAAGUCAGAUCUUGUGGAUUUAUAGAUUUUGAGAGAUAUUGUGUUGCAUGUUUAGAAAAUGACCCUUUCCCGGCUUUGAAUCAAGUGGUUGCCAUCUAUUAUUACA
Triticum urartu is the source of this 801-nucleotide messenger RNA. Its product is annotated as small ribosomal subunit protein uS11y. Gene Ontology annotation, cellular component: ribosome. NCBI's taxonomy places the organism in Eukaryota, Viridiplantae, Streptophyta, Magnoliopsida, Poales, Poaceae. The record is from RefSeq and is a predicted model, not a curated record. Gene Ontology annotation, biological process: translation. Gene Ontology annotation, molecular function: structural constituent of ribosome.